AUGCCGCGAAGGAAUUCAUUCUCCGACUCCGCCAUCUCGUCCGGCACCGCGCCCGCGGCAUCGCCGGCGAGCGAGGAAGAUGUCGAGCGAGGAACGUCACCACGCGCGAGUCGGUAUAUGAGCGCGGUGAGCGCGUUCGAGGGCGGUGAGUUGACGCUCUGGGAGUGCGUCUUGGUGCUCGUCGGGACGUGCGCGGUGUUGGGAUCGUACGUCGUCGCGUUCUCCUCAGUCAUCGGAUUUGGCGCUGAUACUUUCAAAGCGCUGAGGGAUGAUCAGCAGGAAAAGUUAAUGUUCGGAACGAGCGUGGCGAUGGCGCUGUUUCUGUACAUCGCAGAUGCGUCGCACUGGCGAGGCGCGCGGACGCGCGUCGCUCGAGACGCGAUCGUGGCCGCCGCCUCAGCGCUCUUCAUGUUGUCGAUCGGCCUGAGCGCGCAUCGAUACCCGCAGGCACCACCGACGUUGUACUUCAUCGCCACGCCGCUCGUGUACGCGUACUUCAAGAUGCGAUUCUUCAAGGAUCGAUCGAUGUCAAGUUAUCUGAGCGCGAUGGCUCGAAGCCUGUACGCGUGCGCUGGCGUCAUCGCCAUGCUUUUCAUUGCCGAGGCGUCUCGAACCGACGCCUGGUGGUCGACUUCGUUGGAGUUGAAGUACCGACAAGCAAUCGGAUGCCACGACGAUCUCGCCACGGAGUGCCUGUCGGCGUACGUUAUGUGGUUCUCGCCGUGUCUGGCGGUGCUCGCGAGCUUGAUCUUUGCCACGUUUUGCGCCUUGCUCGCGUCCUCCAUGCGUUCGUGCGAUGAGAACAGUUCGAGCGAAAAGAACGUCAUGAACUUCACCAUCAAGGCGUUCGGGUCGGGCUUGAUAUUCGUAUUUCUUGGUCUUUGGGUCGCCGUUUCUAUCGCCGGCGGGGCCAAGGCAUUGUCGGCCAUCUUGGUCACCUUCUCCAUGUCGGCACUCGUCGUUCUCAGCGGAGCGCUGGCAGCCACUGUCGGCCUGGACGCCAUCACGUCCAAGGUGACGUCGGUGCCCUUGUUCGCGUCCAUUAUGAACGCCGUGACAGAUAAAUACGCAAACGUUUUCAAGGCAGUCUUUCUGUCGACGCCGCUGACGCUGGCUUUCGUGGUGUAUCUCAUGUUGUCCUUUGUCAAUCAACGCGUCCGCACGAUUUUUGGCACCGCGCCGGACGAGCGAAGUGGCUCUCGAUGGGUCACGGCCAAGGUCUCCAAACAGCUCGACGAGCUUCAGAGAUGGAACUGGUCGCGAAUCAUGAUCAACGUGCACUAUUGGAUCGCCGUCGUCAUCGCUUUCCAGGUUGUAGCGGGAUCGUUCACCGUCGUAUUCCUGAGCGCUCUGCGCGUGCAGCUCGCGGCGGUUCCUGUGGUACUCGUGUACAUCAUAUUCACCUUCGUUGGCCUCGCAAUGUUCCUGAUUCCCAUCAUUCCUGGUCUGCCGGUGUAUAUCACCGGGGGUAUAAUACUGACGGACGAGCCGCUCGUGCGCGCCUUCGGUGGAGGAUCGAAAGGGUACGCCUGGGCGUGCGUUUGUGCGGUGGCGCUGUGCUUUGUCAUCAAGCUUAUCGCCGUGAUUAUGCAACAGAAGGGAAUCGGUGAACGACUCGGGAAUCGAGUCUGGAUUAGGAGCAUGGUGAAUGUCAACAGUACGACGAUGCGCUCGAUUCGGUUCUUACUCACCAAGCCAGGCUUGAAUUUCCCCAAGGUGACCAUCCUUGUCGGCGGACCGGAUUGGCCGACAAGCGUCAUCACGGGAAUCUUACGCCUAAACGUGGUGGAGAUGCUCAUCGGCACGCUCCCGGUAUUUUUCCUUAUCGCCCCCACGACACUCGCGGGAGCGUUUAUGCUCAAAGCAUCGAGAGCCGCAGGAAGCUCGGCCGAUGUGAUUUGUCGCCAAACGUCCGUCGACUCCAUUGUCGCCGACGAAUCGGGCCCCUGGACGUCCAUCGCGGACAUCGGUUUGUUGUGCACCGGUCUCGCUCAGGGGUUGGCCCUCAUCGCCGCCGCAUACUUCAUUGAAAAGACCGCUGCACAAGAACGCGACGCGCUCGACGCGAUGCCGUACGACGACGAAGUCCUCGAGGUUGAGCGUGGCGAGGAACAUCGAAACGAGCUCAUGCGGGCAAUAAUUCACUGGGACGAGUUGUCCGCCACGACGCGUCGACAACUGUCCUUCAGUACGUUUAUGAUUAUCAUCUCCUUCUGGGGCAUCAUGUUUGCACCUUCGUUCCUCGGUGAGGAGUCAGUCAUGCGCGAAUAUCUGUUGACUGAUUGCGUCUCCACGAGACUCGACGGCAAGCCGUGGAACAUCAUGACGCUGCUCGGAUGGAUUCUCCUAUUGGUCGUCAUGUUGUCUCUCUUCAUCGUCUCCCGAGUGAACGCCAUCGCGAAAUCUGAGGUUGAUGACAUCAUUGCGGACGAGGAGGAUUUUCAAAACGCCUUGCACGGCAUGGGGCCGAAACGCGCGUGGGCAAAGUGUCCAAACCACAACGAGCCCGUGGAUGAAGAAAAGUUCAGAGAGCGUCUCGCGACGACUCUCGAAACGAUGUCCCGGACACAAAUCGAAAAGGUUCGCGAGACCAUGACGGAGCGACAGCUCGCACCGUUCUCCGAAGAAACGAGAGAAUUCAUCGUUCGCGCCGUCGCGAGCGCGAUGCGACGCGUAGAUAAAAAGUAA
Messenger RNA from Ostreococcus tauri, 2688 nucleotides. RefSeq names its product unnamed product. The record is from RefSeq and is a predicted model, not a curated record. The transcript has a single exon. Lineage: Eukaryota; Viridiplantae; Chlorophyta; Mamiellophyceae; Mamiellales; Bathycoccaceae. The coding region runs from base 1 to 2688 and encodes 895 amino acids.